AUGACAAGGGAGCCAGUGGCCAAGUCGUUGCGUGGCGUGGCACGUCUGCCGCCUUCAACGGCGCCGGCCACGCGCACUUCGAGUGGUCUUCUUGCGACAGUGACGUCUGCAUCAGGCGGAGGCUAUGGCGUGCUGGUGGCCACAACUCUGUGCGCAGAUGACGCACGCCAGGGGGAAUUGGCAUUUUUGACGUUGACGGCGGACAACUCUGCAAUGCUUCUUGCAAGACGGAGAUUCGCCUUCAACGCAGAGCCUCUGUACGGCAUUGCGAAAGUUGUGUGUGCGGGUGUCAGCGUGGUUGCUGUAAUGAGCUCAUCGGGUGAAGUUGUGUGUGUACGUUCGGGACUACUUGAAAAUGAUGUCGAUGAUGACGCUAGCGAUAGUGAAGAGGACGACGCAGAGACGUUUGUAAGUGCGGUGGCUCACGCUUUAGACAUUUGUGCCAUAACAGUAGGGGGUUGCCCUCUUGUAGUCACCUCUGGUCAUCUGAAAGUACAAGGUUUUUUCUUUCCGCAGCAAGGCGCAGGUGGGGGAAUGAAGCAUGAGUGCCGUGAGUUAAACUUUGGACCCUUCCAUUUCAUUGCAGGCGUCGCAGAUUAUUGCCAUGGGCCAGCGCUUCUGCUCGGAUGUACGCUUGGAAGUAUUGUUGUAUUGGAGUGGACCUCCCCGUUGGAUGAUCCCGUUGUUAUUCGCUCUAUUCUCAUGGGGUCAUCAACACGUUACAUCGGUGUGGCUAUCGAUGAAUUUGAAUGCUUUGAAUCCCAACGGAAUGUCACAUUUUGCUGUUUUGGUGAGACGACCGCGGAGGAACAAGAAGAGACGGAGCUUUUGUUCUUGCACCGCACGGAUGAUGCUCCAUUUGAGAUUAGAAGGGCAUCUGACGCCUUUGUGUCUUCGCUGCCCUCAUGGAAUAUGAUUUGCCACAAUGCACCCAGUCGGCCGCACGCGGAGGGUUUCUCGCUCAUGGUGACACAGCCACAGCUUCACCGCUCGUCAUGUGCGACGCACCACGCCCUUCUUAUUAAAAUCACGCAAUCCGGGUUGGACGCAGUGGCAUCCUUGUCUCACGGAGAAGAUGCAAGCAACGUCGCAAGAUUCUCAUCAUCGAUUCACAUCAGCGUCAUGGAAAUGCUAUCCACAGAGUGCAAAAAAGCCCUUGCGAAGCUUACCUCGGCAGUUAGUGUGCUUCCGAUGCUACGGCACACCACAGGUCAGGGCUCUCAUGCCCUUUGGGAAUUGGGUUUGUGUGAUGGACAAUGCACUGUGUUUUUUAGUUUCAUUGAAAACGGGCAGAUGAGGCCCUGUAGUUUACUUUGUCUUGAGGGCAGUCACGAUCGACUGCUGGGAUGUUCUUGGCUGCCACAAUCACGCGGAGCCAUCAUGGUCCUUUCAGGGACUAUUCUUAAUGCUUUGAAAGAAGCCAGCGAGAAACAGGAGAGGGAGUCCGAAGUGUCGGCGGUUGUCGUUGGUGAACUUGUUUUGUCCACCCGAGAGCCUCUGUCAUGGGAAGGCGUUGACGCAUCUUUCCCAUUGACUCUGGAAAAUGUGCAAGAAGUGGUGCGGACUACUGUGCAGAAGGAGAAUGAGAAGAUGUUUGCUCGUUUAGAGCAACGUCUGGUUUCAUUAGAGCAUGCAAUGAGCCUGUUGCUUCGUGGUGAAGCGAAGCAACUGAGUAAUGAGCGAGUUUGA
This is a messenger RNA of Trypanosoma rangeli, 1689 nucleotides long. RefSeq lists its product as uncharacterized. Lineage: Eukaryota; Euglenozoa; Kinetoplastea; Trypanosomatida; Trypanosomatidae. The transcript has a single exon. The record is from RefSeq and is a predicted model, not a curated record. The coding region runs from base 1 to 1689 and encodes 562 amino acids.